Messenger RNA from Saccoglossus kowalevskii, 889 nucleotides. RefSeq lists its product as uncharacterized. NCBI's taxonomy places the organism in Eukaryota, Metazoa, Hemichordata, Enteropneusta, Harrimaniidae. The record is from RefSeq and is a predicted model, not a curated record.
UUACAUUUUAUGAUUUCAGAUUCUGAAGAAGCUUUAUUUAACCCAAAUUGUAGAACAAUGUUAUUAUUAGAAAACAUUAAACAAAGAUGUCACUGUGCAGAAGAUGUUGAAGUGGAUCUUUCCGAUAACGAAGGCAAUGUUAAGUAUCUAAAUGUAGCAGAAUCAUUACAGAAAUAUGCAAAUGAGAUACUGAAAGAAAGAGAAACAUUCGUUUUAGUCAGAGUCGAACGUCUUGAUGAAAACAGUAAACCCCAAUACUACCCUCUACUCAAUGACGAUACGAUCGACGCUUCUUUCUUGGCCAAACUAUCAAGUAAAGAUAAUGCCGGGUCACAAAGUGGUAAACGAAAGAAACGUGGUGACAAAGAUGGUCUUAAAACCAGCCAAGCCAACACUAGAGGGCGAUCAGGAUUCAAAGUUGCACCUCCACCUGGCCCAGCUAAAUCGACCACACCAACAGGAAAAAGAAAGAAAUAGAUCAAACCAACGAAAAACAAAUCGUAUAAAUCUGCAAUAUUUAUACACAUAUACGUGUAUUUAUUCUUAGUAGUUCUUGUCGAAAUGUAUCAUGUGACCUUAGUACACGUACUUCGAGACAACAACUGUAUGUGCAUGUAGGCCACCACACUGGAAUGUCGUUUGCAUAAUGACGUCAUGUGCGUAUACAAUCAAUGACGUCAUGGCAAUUUAAUUUGUGUGUCGCUAUCGAAGUGAUUCCAAUAUAUGGAUGUAUGAGGGCGUCCUCUUACAAUGUUUUAUUUUCCUGUGCGUGUGGGCGUGAUGACUCGAUAGAUUCGGCAUCACUUGUACAGCAUUGAGUGAUUUUCAGUUACAUUACAGUUAUUGGACGGCAAUAGUAGAUUUCUAAAUAAAGAUAGAUUAUAUAACC